AAAAAAUCGUGCUAUAUGAAAGAAAAUGCUUAGAAAAAUUCUUAACCUAAUUCCGUCUAUUAAACACAUUAAUAUUUUGCUCUACAUGUGUAUGCAAUAUGUCUGACAUCAUUCCCUGAAGAUUUUUCAAAAUUCGCUCUGGCAUAAAUACCGGUCACAGUAGUGGCAGCACUGUAUUAGCAAAAACAUAUGUUUUAGUAAAUUUGGCUUUUUUGGACAAAUAUUUUUUUUGCAGUGAACAUUACUGCAUUGUCGCUUAGAUAUAAAAUAUAUAUUAGCUAAUUGCAGCAUGACAGAAGUAAGCCCAAAUCCUGUAGCAGAACGUCUCAAAUUAGGUCCUCGUGAUGGUGUAACUUAUCCAAUAAUUGUUAACUAUUGCGGCAAUUGUUCAAUGCCCAUUGAGUAUUGUGAAUAUUAUCCUGAAUAUGAGAAAUGUAAAGCAUGGCUAGAGAAGAAUCUGCCCACAGAAUUUGAACGUGUUAAAUUGGAAGAAGAAACUGGCGAUGGAAAUGAUGACGACAAACGUCGUCAAAAACGUGGCGGAAAAGGUCUGAUGAAAAUCAAAAAGAAAGAAGAGGUCAACAAGAGGAUCACCGUGUCCCGGGCUCCCCGUGGCAAAAAGAAGUCUGUAACAGUUGUAACAGGAUUGAGCACAUUCGACAUUGACUUGAAAGUCGCUUCCAAAUUUUUCGGCUCAAAAUUCGCUUGUGGCUCUUCGGUAACCGGCGAGGACGAAAUUGUCAUCCAGGGAGAUGUAAAAGAUGACCUAUUCGAUGUGAUACCAGAAAAGUGGCCCGAUGUCGAUGCGGACUACAUCGAGGAUUUGGGCGAUCAAAAACGCUAAGUUGUGGCUGGCACUUUUGUAAGACUUAAGGGCAUUUUUGAAUAAUAAAAAUUAUUGAGUUUUUAUAUAUGUACGUAGAAAAACAGCAA
Messenger RNA from Stomoxys calcitrans (stable fly), 933 nucleotides. RefSeq names its product density-regulated protein homolog (gene DENR). Gene Ontology annotation, biological process: formation of translation preinitiation complex; translation reinitiation. The coding region runs from base 290 to 844 and encodes 184 amino acids. NCBI's taxonomy places the organism in Eukaryota, Metazoa, Arthropoda, Insecta, Diptera, Muscidae. Gene Ontology annotation, molecular function: translation initiation factor activity; mRNA binding. The record is from RefSeq and is a predicted model, not a curated record. The transcript is spliced from 2 exons.